UCCAACAUCAAUUCUACAAUUUCUGCAAAAUCAAAACAAGAGACGCGACGAUGAAGUUUUAAUGUUUUAUUUUAUUCCUAGGGUUUAUUACUAAAAUUUACCUGUAUUCAUAAUGUCUGGGUUUCGACCCAAUAUGUGGAAAUUCAAACAGCCCAAACCAUCUUCUGCAUUACCUACAACAAAUAAGUUUUGGGCGAAUAUUGAUGUAGAGGAUGAUGAAUACGAAGCAUCAGAAUCAAUUGGAGAUGACAAUAACACAGCUGGAAAUAAAACUGACACACCAAACGCUAAUAAUGCUGUGAACGCAACAACAUCAGAACUGAGUGGAUCUAAUGAAUCAAAGGAUGUUCCAGCUACCUUGAAAGGCAAUGAGAAAAAUACGACGGUAAAAAUAUGUUAUAAAUGUGGUGGCCUGAACCACAUAAAAAAACGUUGCCCUUUAAAAACGGCAGAAAAUGAUACGGAAGAUGGAGACAGAGAAAUUAGCCCAAACACAGCAACUGAAACUAAGCUCCCAAAGAAGAAGUUACUCAAUUUAACUGUCAAAUGUUAUCAUUGCAAACAAGAGGGAGGCCAUCCGUCGAAGGCGUGUCCAAAACGAUGGAAAAAACUAGAUGGCGCCGAAGAUAAUUCUAUAAUUGUAUGCAUGAUGUGCAAGACACAAGGACAUUUCUCCAUCAAUUGUCCAAUGAACCCGGCAAAUAAGAAAACAGUCAGGAACCCAUCCGCACUGAAACCAGUGCUCACAGGCGUUGAACAAUUAAUAAAAGAUAACAAAUGUUCUUACUGCGGUGUUCAAGGCCAUUUUAUACAAGCAUGUCCAGUGAAGAAAUGGCGGGUCGCUCCAGGCGUUGCCGAUGGUACUGAUUUCACAGAAGAUUUCACUAGUUUUGCUGACGGUGAAAGUCCGGAGCCACGCAAUCCUAGCGUUGUAGCGGCAGGGGCGCCAGGCAAGGUUACAGGAAAACCAAUACAAUCCCUGACGACGAUACAAAUGAAUAAAGCGAUAUCGAAAAAGGAGAAAGAAUUGAAAAAACAUAGGGCACAGCAAGCAAAGUUGUUGGCGAAGCAAAUAAAAGAACACAAUAUACAACAGCAACUAAUACAACAACAACAAACAACUAUGAUGGGCAAACCUGUACAACCCGUACCGGUGAAUUUUGUAAAUCAUCCUAGUGCCAACAUAAAUGUUCCUGUUAAUUCAGUUGUACCACAGGAACCUAUUGUGGGUCCCCCCAAUCAGCACCUUGGACAAAUGCUUAAUGUAAUGGCUUAUCGUGCAUGCUACCCUGCAGGUAUACCAAAGUCAUUCCUGAACCAACAUCAUCAGGAACAGAUAUUGCAACAAAAUACAAAACAAUUGGAUAUGGCAUCGUCUGAACCCAAUCAACAAACUUACGGCCAAGAACCAACUUUCACUUGGCCGCAAGCGCCAACGCCACAAACAUUUGUGCCAACACCCCAGGCACAUAUGGCAACGCCCCAAACAUUUGUGCCAACUUCUAUCCAACAAUUACCAACAGUUUUCACCCCGGUACAAAAAGACGAAUCGAUGGACAGCGAGCCCCCUCAAGCGUAUUCCCCUUCUGAUGUGUAUGGAGACUUGAGGAACGAAAGCGGAUCCACAGAGCCGCAUGAAGGGUCGGAGUCCCCCGACCCGCAGGGCCAGAAGCGUCUCAGCGCCUUCCAGCGACUGGGCCCCGCGACGCAGAAGAAACCAAAGCUCACCAUUAACCUUUCGUGUAAUAAGGGACAAGCUGUUAGGGAGGUGGUAGAUGAAACUACAGAGCUAGUUGAGGAGCACACGCCGGUGCACCUGCGGCAUGACGUCACCACCAGCACGGACGAGAUCGUUAUGAAGUACCUCUACUUCUGGCCGUGGAGGAAGCCCGUAGCCACCAGGAGGGUCGCCGCUUUUAAGACCUCCAAGUCCGCUAUGUUGUUGGAACAAGAGCAAAUGGAGGAGCUAUACGAAAAAGACAACGUAUUUAUACAAAUCACUGUCACAAAUUACCCUAAAACAUGGACUAAGGAAGAGCUAUUUGACGUAUUUUUGGAACAAGUCAAUGUUAUUCCGUGCUUUAUUGAAUUCACAUCAAAAGAAUGCAAAUUCCUCGUGAUCCGAAGCAAGCCAGCGUUAGUGAGCAUACACAAGAUGGGCUUCAAGAUCCGCAAAGGAGACAUAGCGUUGGUUCUGAAGAUAUCUAUAACGCUAUUGACCCAGAACCAGAUAGACUUCCUCCCGCGACUGGUGCUGAGGAAGAGGCUUGGAUUGCGUUAUGAUGGCGGACACAGCCUCGACUUGCACGAGUUCACGCUCAAAUCAGACAUCAGUCACUUCAUCUACUUCCCUCUUAACCGACUGCCCAAUCAGACCGACCUCAUACAAAUGCAGAGCGUGGUCGACUGGGAUCAAUUGACUGAGCUCAAUCUAUCGCGUAAUAGAUUGACGUCAAUCGACGGCUUCCACCUAUCGAACACGUGUCCUAACCUCAAAAUCCUUGACCUGUCGAACAACUACUUGGACAAGGUGACCGCUUUACUUCGCUGUCGGAACCUUCCUCUACGGGAGCUCAGUCUGGAAGGGAACCCUCUGUGCCAUGAUUUCACUGACCCUAAUGAGUAUCUGCGACUUGUAAAAAUGCUGUUCCCGACUCUUCGAGUGCUUGAUGGGGUAACUAUCUACUUGAAAGGCGACCUACCAGGGCACCGAAAGAACUUCUGUCCCCACGGAGCCGAGAGCAUAGUGGAGAAGUACCUUGACACAUUCUUCCCGUUGUUAGAGGCGCAGCCGUCGGACAGACAGAUGCUCGAAGAUAUGUAUGACGAGAACGCGUUGAUGAAUGUUUUGUACAGAUAUAAGUUCAUCCACAGAUUAUUCCGCAUAUCGUCGAACAACAGUAAGUUCCUGGACGAUGGCUUGAAGGACGUGAUAGAGGGCGCCACUUCCAUCACCAAAUACAUCAACAAGUGGCCCGUGUUCAAACACGACCCGUUCACUUUCACCGUCGAUAUAUUAUCCCAUAAUGAACAAUCAACGAUCAUCAAAAUCUGCGGCAUACUUAAGCUAACAGCGGAAUCCUUAGCAGAAGACGAGCACAUAAUAUCUUUCUCACGCACCACCGUGCUGCAUACGAGUGACAGAGUCGAGUAUAAAAUAGUCAAUGAAUUGUUACUGUGGGACGAACCUAGUAACGAGUGCUAUGCCAACGCUUUCCAAAUCACUAAGAUAAGGUCAAAAAAGUUAUACGUCGAUUUGGAUUUUGAAUCCACCCCUGAUGAAGAAACCAAAGAAAAACUAAUAGUCGUAUUUGAACACUUGACUGAAUUAGACAGGCAUGCAAGCAGAAAAUGCCUGGAAAGGAAAAAUUGGAAUUUAAAGAAUGCCCUGGAUAACUUCAUGCAGCUAUUAAAACUGAACGAUUUAAGCUCAAUUAGAUCAGACACCGAAGAUGUACGACCAAUACCAAUACCAUCAAUCGACCAGCACGGCAGGGAGCGUCAGCUCCUCACAUUGACCGUUAAUCACUGAUUUUUUUGCAAUAGUUCAUUGAAAGCGCACGCUGCAUGUUUUCAUUCGUAGGGGCCCCUUACCCCUAAACCGGCCCCAAGGAACUAAUGCGCGUUCGAUAGGUUUCGCCAUUGAUGUGCAUCGAAACCCCAUGCGAUUUCUUUUAGGUAUGUUACCAACGUGAAAAAAACACAAAAACAAUCUCUUGUGUGAAUACUUACCACACAACAAAUUCUUCUACAAAUUAAUCAAAUCGUUUUUUGUUCAGUCAGAAUACACUUUCUUCAACAGUAUAAGUAAGCACCAAGAACUAUUGAUGAUAAAGAAACUUACACAAUUUGUUAUCGUUAGAUUGAAUUACUUCAAUUUGAUUCAACCUGUAGAUUUAAGUUAAAAAUACAUUUCACUUUAAACUUUAGGAGAUGUGAUUCUUUCAAAUAAACUUUAACAUUAUAUAUAUAA
Plodia interpunctella (Indianmeal moth) is the source of this 3973-nucleotide messenger RNA. RefSeq lists its product as uncharacterized. Gene Ontology annotation, biological process: poly(A)+ mRNA export from nucleus. Gene Ontology annotation, cellular component: nucleus. The transcript has 25 exons. The record is from RefSeq and is a predicted model, not a curated record. The coding region runs from base 113 to 3532 and encodes 1139 amino acids. Gene Ontology annotation, molecular function: protein binding; zinc ion binding; RNA binding. NCBI's taxonomy places the organism in Eukaryota, Metazoa, Arthropoda, Insecta, Lepidoptera, Pyralidae.